Glycine soja is the source of this 1419-nucleotide messenger RNA. RefSeq lists its product as uncharacterized. The transcript has 4 exons. The record is from RefSeq and is a predicted model, not a curated record. The coding region runs from base 116 to 1120 and encodes 334 amino acids. NCBI's taxonomy places the organism in Eukaryota, Viridiplantae, Streptophyta, Magnoliopsida, Fabales, Fabaceae.
UAAAAGCACUUAUUCCUGAUAUAAGUAAACAGAAGAAGCAGAAAAAGAAAGAAAAGGAAGUCACAUACAACAUCAAUCUUCAUCCACCAUUCUCUGGAACAACCAGUCAGCGUCCAUGCCUCCAGCUUCAAGAAGGAAAGCAAAACAAGCCAAGAAAUACAAAACUGUGACCAUUCUCAACCACCAUUCUUCCCACUCUGAUCAACUUCAAGGGACAGCUGUUUCACCAAACCACAUCAAGAAAAUGGAAGGAUCUCUCAAUGGAGCAUUACAAGACAGCCACAAAGUAGAAACACAAAUUUUGAGAGAAGAUAAGGAGGUGGUUGUUGAAGUUGAUGAUUCCCAAAAUGGCGAUAUUGCCAUCACUGAUGAAGAGGCACCACCAAAUGAGGAGAAUAAGGAGCUGGUUGACUCAGGCAAAGUUGAAGUGACACAAGAUGUUUCUGAAUCAGUUUGUGAGACUUUUGAGCCUGAUGCUAUGAAAGAUGGUCAAGUUGAGAAUACAAUGGAAUCAGAUGUAGUAGAGUUGGAAUUGAAGGAAGAGGAAGGGAAAGAUUUUCUAUCUGAUCUAGCUGUGGUUAAUGAUGAGGUGAAGGAAACGGAUUUGCCUUCUUCAGAGAGCAAUAAUGAGCUCCUUUCUGUUUCAGGAAAUGAGGGACAAAGAGAAACUGAAGUUGUGGUUGAAACAUUUUUUAAGCACAUGAUGUUUGGUGGAGAGGAGAAGAAUGUUUUGUCUUCAGUUGUGACAGAUAAGUUGCUUAGAGAGAGUGAGGAAGCAAAUGAAGUCUAUGGUGAUUCUUCUUUGCCUCUAACUGAUGUGGCUUCAGAGGAAACUGUGGAGACAAGCGUUCUAAAAUCAGAUGAGAAUGACCAGGUUGCUCCAACCAUAAUUGAGAAAUCAUUGGAUUUUGAGCCAACAUUGGAUGAGAUUGAGGAACCAUCAGGUGGUCAAGAAGAGUCAUCCUAUGAAAGUGCCAAGCAGUCUUUUCAACCAUCACCAAGUGUUCCUGAUGCUGAAAGCACUGAAAAUCCGAACAUUGUUCCUGUGGCUCAAAGGGAAAACACCUCUUGGAAGAGUUGCUGCGGACUCUUUGAGAUUAUGAGGGGUGGUGAUAGAUAAUUCAAGGGCAGAGCAUCGUAGAAGGUUGGACCUUGAGCUAAGGUUACUGAGGCAUUGCACAAUCAUAGGCUGUGACGGUGCCCUUUCAGACAAAAUCUGUUCUGCUUGCAUUCAUUGAGCCUCAAAUUAAGGGGCAUGUUCUGCUUUGCUUUUCUGCUUCGGUCCAGACUCAGAGUGGUUACAUUGUUGCAUUUCAAAAACGACAAAAUGUAUGGUAUGGUACAUUUUAGUUGUGGCAUAUUGUAAACUUCCAUGAACUAGAAUUUAUUAUCAAAAGUUAUUUUACAUUCACCGCGUUA